AUCUGCGGCACUUUUCACGAGCUUUAAGCGCAUGCGCGCUGAAGUGAGCGUGACUUGUUCUUCAGAAUGCUACAACUGUGGAUUUGAGAGGAAAAUAAAUUAACAGGUUAUUCGAAAUUAUGCACUUUCCUCAGUGCGUGUUGAACCAGUAAAUAAUGCUGUAGAAAUACUCAUCCACUAUGCUGAGUCGCCUUCAGGAACUCAAAAAGGAAGAGGAGACUCUACUGAAAGUUAAAAUCAUGCUGCAAGAUCAGCUCAACAGACUUAAGUUUGAGGAAGGGACUCUGAAGUCAAUGAUAAAUGCUCAGUCUGAAGAAAGCCCAAAUGAAGUAUCUGCCCCUGAGGUGGAAGUCAACCUAGACGAUGAGACUGAGAUCAAUCAGACCAAACUAAUAUUAAGUGCGCAAACAGACUAUGACAUGGAAGAAGAAGAGGAGGAGGAAGAGGAUGAUGACGAGGAUGAUGAUGCAGAUGGCGACCUCGAUAUGGUGCUAGAAGAUGAGGAAGACGACGAUGACUACUGACUGUGCCUGCAAAGACAGCCUUAUCAUUUACUCCUUGUUUAGGUGUGUAGUCUGCACAUUUGGCAUGCUGAUAGAGACUACAAAUGUCUCUCCGUCUUAGAUUGGUGUUGCUUUAGAUAAACUGUUGGUUCACCCAUCUGUAAAAUCCUCCAGAAGUAUGUGUAGCACAAAUACAACUCCUUCUAUUACUGUGCUGUUGGCCAAGCCUGCACUUUAUGUGUUUUUUAAACACAUAUAAAUGAAAGAUUGCACCAAUUCUAUUUCAUGGUGUUCACCGAGUGAUGCUGUACCAUAUAGGCUUUAUUUAAUAUUCUAUUGUAUUGCUUUCAGAUUGAAUUCAUUAUUAUUAUGAUGCUGAUGAUAAGUAUUGUGUAAGUUCAUUUGUGAAGUAGCAGAGGUAUUUUUUCCUAUUUGGAUGACUGUGUGGAAUAGGUUGUGUAUGCAUGGGCAUGACAAUUGUUCUAGCUGAGCUAGUAUUAUAACUUUUUGUACUUCAGGUUCAGCAUUGUUAAUGUACAGAGAGUUAGAGAAAAGCCUCUUUUCUGCUGAUUUUGAAGAAGGUGCUUAGUGUAAUGGCAUUUAAAAACACUUAGACUUAGCACUGCUUCUUUAACAGAGUGAUGCAGUUUGUUUGGUUGGGUGUUUUGGUGUUGCCUUGAUGUAAGUGUAUGACGUGUGAAUGAUUUUUUUACAUUACACCUAAUAAAGGUACAUGCUAAUAAAGGCAAGUAUGAUGAUCAGGCAGCCGCAUUUCCUCUGUUGGCCAGUAUUAUUAAUCUAAUAAAGUACAGUUUCUGUGACAGUA
Molecule: messenger RNA, 1329 nt
Organism: Carassius carassius (crucian carp)
Lineage: Eukaryota; Metazoa; Chordata; Actinopteri; Cypriniformes; Cyprinidae
Product: snRNA-activating protein complex subunit 5-like
Exons: 4
Coding region: 180-524 (114 amino acids)
Biological process (GO): transcription initiation at RNA polymerase III promoter; transcription by RNA polymerase II
Cellular component (GO): nucleus
Source: RefSeq, a predicted model, not a curated record